Molecule: messenger RNA, 1599 nt
Organism: Lindgomyces ingoldianus
Lineage: Eukaryota; Fungi; Ascomycota; Dothideomycetes; Pleosporales; Lindgomycetaceae
Product: C2HC5 finger protein
Exons: 1
Coding region: 16-1599 (527 amino acids)
Biological process (GO): regulation of DNA-templated transcription
Cellular component (GO): nucleus
Molecular function (GO): zinc ion binding
Source: RefSeq, a predicted model, not a curated record
CACGAAUCAACUAACAUGGAUCUCUCCACCUGGGCACUCCCCCAGCUCUCUAAGAUUCUCCCCUUGGAUGACGAGUCACUCAAACAAAUUAUCUCAUACUCCGAAAGCUUACCAAACAAGGAAACCGCAGAACAUCUCCAAAGUUUUCUUGGAGAUAGCCCGCAAGCGUUAGAGUUCAUCACAUCCUUCAACAAUCAUCGAAAGCUUCAGCAAUCUACCACUGCUAGCCAAAUUCAUUCAUCAAAUGAGCUCUCAGAAGUUCCCAAAGCAAAGCCCCGCAAGAAGAGAGGCGGAGGUUUAGGCAAACUUCCUCCACCACGGCAGCCAGAGAGUUAUGGCAAUACCUCUGGCGGGUAUCUAAAGAAAGAGGAGGAGGAAUACAUGGCUGGGGCAUCGAAGCAGAAGGGAACGAAAGCCAGCGCCUUCGCUCUAGUUGAUAAACCAAAGGCCGUUCAGAAACCAGCCACCGGCUCUAGGUCCAGCUCAGCAACGCCAGCAUCAAGGGGUAUAUCUCCAGCACCCGCGCCAAAGCCUCCACCAUCCGCAGCAGGCCAAUUGAUUUCCGAUGUUAAAACGUCCCGGAACUCGUCUCCAAAAGCCAAAGCCAAAAUCAGCGUCCAAGGCGGGACGUCCAUGCAAGGUGCCUCUACCACCCUCAACGACCUCGACUCCGCUAUCCGCGCCCUAGAAAUCCAAACUAAUCCAACCCUCCCAUCUACUCAAGAUGACAUGAAGCGAAAAUGUAACUGCAUGGCAGCCCGCCAUCCCCUCCUUGAAGCAGCCCCCAACUGCCUCAACUGCGGCAAAAUCAUCUGUGUAAAAGAGGGCAUUGGUCCCUGCACCUUCUGCAACGCGCCUCUCCUCAGCGCCACAGAAGUGCAAUCCAUGGUCCGCGUGCUACGAGAAGAGCGCGGGAAAGAGAAGAUGGCCGCAAACAACGCCUCGCAGAAGCGGGCAGAAGUGUCUCUAGCGCCGCGGCCAUUCUCAACGCCUAAGUCAGCCACGCCUGUGUCCUCUAACCCGCCGAGCGACUCCGAGAGCGAGAAGUUAGCGAAGGCGAAACUGCAUCGUGACAAGCUCCUUGCGUUUCAGGCACAGAAUGCGAGGCGGACGCAGGUCCACGACGAGGUUGCCGAUUUCGAAGUUCCAACUGCGGGACUCAGCAUGUGGGCGAGCCCGCAAGAACGCGCUAUGCAGUUGAAGCGGCAGCAGAAAGCGCUCAGAGAACAGGAAUGGAAUGCGCGCCCGGAAUAUGAGAAGAGGAAAAUGGUUGCAAGCAUCGAUCUCGUUGGUGGAAAGAUCGUGAAAAGGAUGGCUCCUGCUGAGCGACCUACGACACCUGAGCGCGAGGAGGAUUUGCCCGCACCGAUUAAAACGCAUGAUCAGAGAUCAGCUGGUGGGGGCGCGUUUAGUAAAAAUCCGUUGUUGGGUGGCUUGAUUCGGCCGACCAUUAAGAUCGAAGGCAAGGGGAAGGAGAGGGAACACGAAAAGAAACAGACUUGGAGGAGGGUGCAGGAUGAUAAUGAGGAUAAUGAGCAGUGGAUUCUGGACGGAGGUGUGUAUGGAGGACGGGAGGAGGAGCCGGAGAAAUGUGGAUAG